AUGGAAGGUGGCAGGAGAAUUACUGUGAGUCCUCGACCUUGCUGCGGUCGCAGAAUCAUCGCUGCCAAGAAGAGGCCACGUGCAACGGAUGGCUUCGUCAACAGCGUCAAGAAACUCCAGAGACGCGAAAUAAGCUCCAAGCGUGAUCGUGCCUUCACCAUGAGCGAUGCUCAGGAGAGAUUCCGGAAUAUUCGCUUGCAGGAAGAAUAUGAUACACAUGAUCCGAAAGGUCCUUCAACUAUGGUGUUACCGUUUCUGAGAAAAAGAUCAAAGAUUAUUGAGAUUGUAGCAGCCCGAGAUAUUGUUUUUGCUCUUGCGCAAUCAGGUGUUUGCGCGGCAUUUAGCCGAGAGACCAAUCAAAGGAUAUGUUUUUUGAACGUCAGUCCUGAUGAAGUUAUAAGAAGUCUGUUUUAUAACAAAAAUAACGAUUCACUUAUCACAGUUUCUGUAUAUGCUUCAGACGGUUACAGUUCUUUGAAAUGCAGAAGCACAAGGAUUGAGUACAUAAGGAGGGGUAAACCAGAUGCUGGCUUUGCUCUUUUUGAAUCCGAGUCUCUUAAGUGGCCAGGUUUUGUAGAGUUUGAUGAUGUAAAUGGGAAGGUUUUAACAUACUCUGCUCAAGAUAGCAUAUACAAGGUAUUUGACCUAAAAAACUAUACAAUGUUGUACUCAAUUUCUGAUAAAAAUGUCCAAGAGAUUAAGAUCAGUCCGGGAAUCAUGUUGUUGAUUUUUGCUAAAGCAAGUAGCCACGUCCCACUUAAAAUCCUUUCAAUAGAAGAUGGUACUGUUUUGAAGUCAUUCACCCAUCUUCUUUAUCGUAAUAAGAAGGUAGAUUUUAUUGAACAGUUCAAUGAAAAGCUACUUGUCAAGCAAGAAAACGAAAACCUCCAAAUUCUUGAUGUGCGGACUUUUGAGCUAACAGAAGUUUGCAGAAGUGAAUUUAUGACACCAUCUGCAUUUAUCUUUUUAUAUGAGAAUCAAUUAUUCCUGACAUUUCGAAAUCGAACUGUGGCUGUGUGGAACUUCCGUGGAGAGCUUGUAACUUCAUUUGAGGAUCAUCUCUUGUGGCACCCUGACUGCAAUACAAACAACAUAUAUAUAACCAGCGACCAAGAUCUUAUCAUAUCCUACUGUAAAGCUGAUUCUGAUGAUUCACUGUCUGAAGGAAAUGCAGGUUCCAUCAACGUCAGCAACAUUUUAACUGGCAAGUGUCUUGCCAAAAUAAGAGCAAGCAACAGCUUUCCAGUGGAUAACAAUUGCAGUUGCAGUGACAAUCCUUCAGGAAGUGGUUGUUGUAAUUCAAGGAAGCGAAAACAUGGCUCCAAGAUGAGGAGCACAGUUGCAGAAGCCUUGGAAGACAUUACUGCUCUCUUCUACGAUGAAGAGCGCAAUGAGAUCUAUACAGGCAAUAGGCAUGGGCUAGUACAUGUCUGGUCUAACUGA
Molecule: messenger RNA, 1443 nt
Organism: Sphenostylis stenocarpa
Lineage: Eukaryota; Viridiplantae; Streptophyta; Magnoliopsida; Fabales; Fabaceae
Source: the annotation of a GenBank genome assembly